AUGUCGCAGUCCUCAAUGGCCAUUCAAGGAUCAAAAGCUAAAGAUCUUCUUUGCAUUUUUCUUGAUCUAGUUCGUUAUUACAGUGAUCAGAGUUUAAAUGUUUGUGGUAUGUCGAAAUUAGACUAUUGGAGAAAUGCUGAUGCACUAGUGGUGACUAGAAAGCUUAGAGUGUUUCAAGAUCUUAUCCCGGAGCUCAAAGAUCGACAAUUUUCUGAAUUUUCUAUUUGUGUAAACCACUAUAAUCAAAUCGUAGCUAAUGACAAUUUUUAUCAACAUCUUUUAGGUAGCUCUAGUAGAAUAUCUCAACUUGAUAUUAGUUCCAACACUGAUGAAACAGUUGCCGACGAUGUAUUGUGCCAUUUAUUGGAAUUUGAAAGAGUUGCAGAACAUAAUAGAUAUGUAAUUACAGAAUUACAACAGCAAGUGCAGAAUAAAGGUAGAGUAAUAUCUAGAUUAAAUGGGCAACUUGAAGAAUAUCAUAGAAUGAUCUCUCAGUUAGAAGAAAUAUGUCAAGAACG
Dentiscutata erythropus is the source of this 518-nucleotide messenger RNA. Lineage: Eukaryota; Fungi; Glomeromycota; Glomeromycetes; Diversisporales; Gigasporaceae. The record is from the annotation of a GenBank genome assembly.